Molecule: messenger RNA, 3229 nt
Organism: Postia placenta MAD-698-R-SB12
Lineage: Eukaryota; Fungi; Basidiomycota; Agaricomycetes; Polyporales; Adustoporiaceae
Exons: 4
Coding region: 1-2739 (912 amino acids)
Biological process (GO): microtubule-based movement
Molecular function (GO): microtubule binding; microtubule motor activity; ATP binding
Source: RefSeq, a predicted model, not a curated record
AUGGUUGCUGCGGGCUCAAUCACCGUCGCAGUCCGCGUCCGUCCUCCGACUUCUUGGGAAGGAGCCCGACUCCCCCAACAAACAUACGACAACUGCAUCCGUACCGACGGCGCACUCUCUACACCGGCAAAGUCUACGGCGACCAACGCGCCGCUCCGGGAGGUCAUCCAAAUCGUGGAUGACCGCGUCCUGACGUUCGACCCCGAUGAGAAGGAUCCGUCGAGAGCGUUUGUCGAGCGUGGCUUCGUGCCUCCGGGUACUAAACGCUACAAAGACAGGCGUUUUAUCUUUGACAGGGUGUUCGACUAUCAGGCGCGUCAACAAGAUGUAUACCACGGCACGGCCAAACCAUUACUCAGCAAUCUACUGGAGGGAUACAACGCUACUAUCUUUGCCUAUGGUGCUACAGGUUGUGGUAAAACACACACUAUUAGCGGUACAGAUGCCGAUCCUGGUAUCAUCUACCUCACAAUGGCCGACCUCUUCCAACAAAUUGAAGACAAAAGGGAGGAAAAUAUCAUUGACGUAGUCGUCACCUUCCUCGAAAUCUAUAACGAAGAAAUUCGUGAUCUUCUGGCAGAGCCGGGGACUCCAACGCCGCGUGGGGGCCUCCAGAUUCGCGAGGACAAGAAUGUCAAGGUCGUCGGGCUUACCGAAUUGCGGCCCAGGAGUGCCGAUGAGGUCAAAGAGAUUGUCUUGCUGGGCAAUUCACGUAGAACACAGUCGCCCACACACGCUAACGAGACGUCGUCGCGGUCACAUGCUGUGUUGCAGGUGCAUGUCACGCAGGCUCCGCGGACGGCGAGCAUCACUGAACAACGGAUGAUGGGCACACUGUCUAUUAUCGACCUUGCCGGCAGCGAGCGGGCUGCUGCAACGACGAAUAUGGGACAACGCAUGGUCGAGGGCGCGAAUAUCAACAAGUCCCUUCUCGCUCUCGGCAACUGCAUCAACGCUCUCUGCGAGAGUGGAGGUGCUAUACGUCAUGUCCCAUACCGCAACAGCAAGCUGACCCGCUUGCUCAAGUUCUCCCUCGGUGGAAACUGCAAGACCGUCAUGAUUGUCUGUAUCGCGCCGACCUCGCUUCACUUCGACGACACGCAGAACACUCUAGUCUAUGCAGAGCGCGCGACGAGGAUCAAGACGAAAGUGGUCACCCGUAAUGUGGUGAAUGUCGACCGGCAUGUCGGGCAAUACGUCGAGGCGAUCAACCGCCUCAACCUAGAGGUCUCCGAGCUUAAGCAAAAGGUGGCGGGCAAACGAGACUUAGAGGCCGAGAAAGACCGCCGGAAGAGGCGGGAGGCGGCUGCAGAGGUCGAGCGGGCCAAGAGCGAUAUGCAGCAGAAAGCCGAUCAGAUGCAGCCCUCGAUUGUUGAUGGUGCAAGUUGCGCCGGCAAGAUCGCAGUUGCCGAAGCCAAACUGAAGGUCAUUCGCGCUCGGCUGGCGCAGCUCGACACCCAAGCCUCGUCUUCUUCCGCUCUUCCGUCAGACUUGGAGGCUGAGCGCGAGCUCUUGAAGGCGCUUGCAGGCCCCGAGGAAGAGGUCAUCAAGGCGCAAUCAGCUCUCAAUGUCCGCGUACAGCGUUCGAGCAACUCAUCGGCGAUGUUCGAUGCCACACUCCGUGCCGUGGGCGAGCGGAGGUCAGACAAGCUAGAUGAGUUCGCGGUCGACAACGUGAAACUCGACGCUCGGUGGCGCAAAGCUGAGAUGGAGCGCGUCAAGGCGGAAGCACGGCAGGAGGUCCUGCAGGAGGCGGUCACGCGCCAGGCGGAAGUCGUCGUUAGUCUCAUUGGAAUGGUGAGCAGAUGUACCGUCAUGCUGGGUGAUGCAAGCCGCAUCCUCGGCACGGCUGUGGCAGAGGGACGGGAUGGCAUGGAGGCGACUGUCAAGGCACUGUCUUCGUCAUUGAAGCAUGUCGCGGAGGGUAAUGACGAGGUCUUCAAGACUCUCCUGGGACACUCGAUCGCUGCUUACGCCGUUGGCGCCGCUCCACAAGGCCCGUCGUCCCUCGACAACUUCAAGGGGUAUCCGACAACACUGGGCAUCGGGCGUGCGGCGUCCGGGCCGAUUGCCCCCCAGCAUGGGAAACCAAGGCUAUCGAGGCGUUCCUCAUCCUACGGUGCCUCCGUCCCUAGCUCCCCCCUCCGCAAGGCGCACAAAAGCCCGCGUAAGUCGCUCCGCUCCAGCAUGGCCUCUGCUGCUUUGCCGUAUCGUCGCGUAUCCGACAAAGACAAGGGCAAAAGGAAGGGUGUGCAAUGGCGCGACGAAGCUGGUCAGGGUGACAUCGACGAUGGUGGCGUGGGCGCCGUAGGUCCGACGAUCACUGUAUUUUCGAGCCCCGACACAACCACUAUAUUCUCUGCAGGCGCAUCUACGGUUGGCUCUAGCUCAGCGUCAACGUCUACACGAAGCAUGUCCGGCCUCAGCUUAGAAAGCGAAUGGGAGGACGAGAAGACGGACGACAGUCUUCAGUUCAGCUUCGCCCAGCCCUCAAUGCAUGACGCGUCAAGCUCCUCCAUCAGUGCUGUGCGCAAACGGCCCAGGGCCAGUCGGCUCGACCCGUCCUUCCUCAAAUCGAAGUCGCGAGGCUCUACGCUUGGUAGUUUGGCAGAGGACGACGAGGACUGUGCUGCAGCUCAAGGGUCGCCCACAAAGCGUCUCGGACCAUUGUCGGACCGCAACAUGAAUCGUGCAUCUUCGCCUGAGGGCUCCACCAGGUCGCGAGCGACACUCGGGUAGCCCUGCAAAGCGGGUGCCCUUGACACCGAAAGCUGUCGGGCUAAGCAAGAGCAUGAGACGUCGCUCGAAUAUUGGCCCCACGCGCAGCGACCGUCCCCGGCGGCGGUCCAGUAUGAUCCCGCAGCUCUCGCCGGUCGACCGGGAUGCGAACGAUUCCGGUAACUCGUCGCACAUCUUGGGCAAGAGCAUGGGUGGUGCGCGGCGAGUGCCUUUCGGGAAUGGGGAACGGUCUCCAGCGAAGCGGCCGAAGAGAAUGUCACUACUAUCGCUGUCAUCAGCAAAGUCGGGCGCAUCUGCACGGCUCAAGCUGCCCGAUGCCAACUCCAGCGCGGAUAUCAGCUUCCGGGGAAUGGGGAAGCCGACGUGGCGAUAGAGGUAAAAGUUGUCGCUAUGAUUCGUGAGUUUGGACCCUCUAACUCGUUCUAUGUAUCACUUCGCGAUGUCUGUAUGAACGACCACUCAUGACCUCUCUACAUUUUGCUAUGUUUGA